AUGUUGACUAUUGAGUACGGCAUUGCUACGUCUCCAUGCUGUGUUGACCAACAUCAUCAUCAGCAUGUCGUCUUCAAUUGCGAGGAAAAGUCAUUGUCUAUUGCUGUAAUAAUUGCGAAAGAGCUCCACAUGGAUCCUUUAAAGAGAUGCCACGAUAAGCGAAGUGGAUCACGUUCUUGGACUUCAAAACCCAAGCAGAGGCUAAGAUCUACGGAUGAUCCUGGAAUUGGAGAUGUUUCAAUUAGGAUCAAUCCGAAUGGCUCACCACAAAUCUUUUUAUAUAAGGGUACGAAGCCAACUACUCGAACUCCCCCAUGGCCAUGGAGAGGCAAGGCCAGUUUAUACAACAGGAGUUUAGUAAAUGAUCAAGACGAAAUAUACUCUGUCUACACUAUUCCUGAUGCUUCUCUUCUCCUAACAAUAAUAGUGGAUCAUUCAGGAUUUGUGAAGGUGUUAACAUGGCAUGAAAGCGAAUCAAGGGAUGGCCAAUGGAAGGAGAUUUGGAGAGAACCUCAGUAUGGAUGUGAUUUUUAUGGAUGGUGUGGUCCUAAUAGUAUAUGUGAACCUACUGUUGUAAAUAGAUUUGAAUGUGGGUGUUUACCUGGGUUUGAACCCAAGUACCCAAGGGACUGGUUUUUGAGAGAUGGCUCUGGUGGUUGUGUCAGGAAACGACUAGAAUCCUCUUCAGUCUGUGAGCACGAAGAGGGGUUUGUGAAGGUGGCAAAUUUAAUUAUUCCGGACACUACAGCAGCGGUUUGGGUGGACUUGAGCAUGAGUCGUGCAGACUGUGAACUAGAAUGCAAGAAGAAUUGCUCAUGCUCUGCAUACGCUAGCAUUGAAAUUCCUGGGCAAGGGGAUGGCUGUUUGACUUGGUAUGGAGAAUUAUUUGACAUGAAGUAUGAUACCACUGAAAGUUAUGAUCUAUUUGUUCGGGUUGAUGCAUAUGAAUUAGCUGAAUAUAACAGGAAGUCAAACGGUUCUGGUAAAAGGAAGGACAUUCUGGCCAUUUGGGCAUCAUCUGUUGCAUCGCUAUGGUUUCUCAUUAGCCUAUUUGCUUAUUUGUGGCUCAGGAAGAAGGCACAAAAAGGUAAGACAAAACUCUUAUCACUAUUGUAA
Molecule: messenger RNA, 1116 nt
Organism: Dovyalis caffra
Lineage: Eukaryota; Viridiplantae; Streptophyta; Magnoliopsida; Malpighiales; Salicaceae
Source: the annotation of a GenBank genome assembly